AUGCCCGCCGACCGCCGCCCGCCAGGGAGCGUCGGGGCAGCCGGGCCCCGUCCCCACCCCCGCGCUGCCAUGGGAACGGCUGUCGGCCGCAAAGAACGUGCGGAGUACAGCGAGGACGACGUGAGCGAGCUGGUGCGGGAGGAGGCGGCGGACAGCCCGCGGCCGCCCCGCGGUAGGAGGAGCCCCCGCCGCCCCGCCAGCAGGAAGAGGAAGAAAGGAGGUCUCUUGCUGGAGCCAGAUGACAAAGAGGAAGAAAAGGCUCAGCAGAAUGAAGAGGAGGAGGAGGAGGAAGUAGAUAAUGUAGAGCAGGUGGAAAGAAACAGAGAAGAAGAAGAAAAAAAGAAAGAGGAUGCUCUUUGGGCCAGUUUCCUUAGUGAUGUGGGACAGAAACCCAAAGCGGUGGCUGCCACACAAGUGAUGCAAACUAAAAAGGGUGAAGAAGAGAAGAGUGGGAACAAGCUUCAGGAGAAACCAAAAGAGUCUGAGAAGCCAAAAGAUUCAGGAAAAGUGACAAUCACCAAAGUGUUCGAUUUCGCUGGUGAGGAAGUCAGAGUGACUAAAGAAGUGGACUCAACCUCAAAAGAAGCUAAAUCCUUUCUGAGGCAGCAAGAGAAAUGGCAGUCGGCAGCUCCAGCUUCCCUCCCAACAGUCUCUGGGGUGAGGAGGCCAAGCGGUAUGAGCACUCUUCUGGGGAAGAUUGGCUCCAAAAAGCAGAAGAUGAGCACACUGGAGAAAUCUAAACUGGACUGGGAGAACUUCAAGGAGGAGGAGGGGAUUGUGGAGGAGCUGGCAAUCCAUAACCGAGGGAAAGACGGGUACAUCGAGAGGAAAGCAUUCCUGGAGCGCGUGGAUCACAGGCAGUUUGAAAUCGAACGUGACAUCAGACUGAGCAGGAUGAAGCCCUGAUGUGCCGGGGGUGGCCACGGGGGACCCUGCUCCCUUCUGUGCCUGAGCACUGGCUGGGGGCUGCCAGCCACCGCCCGACCACCAAGCACGGAAACCGUUCUCUACCCAAGACUCAGCCUGUAUGUCUCAAUGUACAGGUUUUUCCUUUUACUGUAAUAGUUUGGGGAGGGUAUUUGUCAGUGGGCAGGGGGCUCUUCGAGGGUUAAAUGGCCCAGCAGGUGACAGAAGGGACUGGUGUGAUUCUGGCAGGCAGCUUUCCAAGGAGAAGAGAUGGUGGCACCCAUCCUUUGCCAACCCCAGGUGCUUCUGGCAGCAGGAGGAGCCGCCAAAGCUGGGAGAGUGCUGGAGCCUGGGUUAAGGCUCGGCUGGCAUUUUUGGUUGUGAGAACGGAGCUGCAGGAAGGUUUUGUGGCUGCUGUGCGUGUGCAAGCUGUGGGCUGGAGCCCUUCUCCCCACUCUGCCAGCCCCUCAGUGCUCCUUGCCCCUCUGCGUUGUGCUCUUGCCCAGACAAAGCUGAACUGUCUGUACUUGUUUGUGGGGUCUGAUGAUGCUGGGGGGGGGUUUAGGCAAGCCGAUGAAGAAAUCCUUCCUUGUUCGUGCUCUCAAGAAGAUGGGAGCAGCUGCAGCAGGCAGGACAGGCCAGGAUCUGAGUGUUCACGUGAAUAAAGUAUUCCAUCCCAA
Molecule: messenger RNA, 1586 nt
Organism: Haliaeetus leucocephalus (bald eagle)
Lineage: Eukaryota; Metazoa; Chordata; Aves; Accipitriformes; Accipitridae
Gene: CFDP1
Product: craniofacial development protein 1
Exons: 7
Coding region: 1-906 (301 amino acids)
Source: RefSeq, a predicted model, not a curated record